AACCGUAACGAUGCCGACAACGCAGAUUAACACGUGAACAUUCCGCUAGUUUUUAGUUUGCCUGGGAUAAUUUUGUGUCAUUUUUAUGAGAAAAGACUCAGCGAUUCAGGAAUACUGUGAACCUUGGAGGCAGGGUUUGGAACAGGAUGAAACGGAUGAGGAUCAUGAGGAAAAUGGUCAAGAAGUCGAUCGUCGCUGGUGUGGUGGUACUGCUGGUGGCUUUGGUGUGUAUCUUCGUGGGCCUCAUUUUUGGAUUGGGAUAUAAGAGGAGCCACUUUUCUUCAUCAGACCACUUCUACUCAAAGGCUGCUGUGGCUGCAGAUGCAGGGAAAUGCUCCGAGAUUGGGAGGGACAUCCUAAAGAGGAACGGCUCAGCAGUGGAUGCCUCUAUCGCUGCCCUGCUGUGCGUAGGGCUCAUGAACGCUCACAGCAUGGGAAUCGGAGGGGGGCUCUUCUUCACCAUCUAUAAUGCAUCCACAGGAAAGGUAGAAACCAUCGAUGCAAGGGAGACAGCACCCAUGAACGCAACAGAAGAUAUGUUUGGCAAUAAUACCCAGCUAUCCCGGAAAGGUGGGCUGUCCAUUGCUAUUCCCGGGGAGAUCCGCGGUUAUGAGAUGGCGCACAAACGCCAUGGAAGGCUACCCUGGGCGGAGCUGUUUGAGCCCAGCAUCGCAUUGGCACGCAACGGCUUCCCCAUCGGCAAAGCACUGGCCAAAGCCAUGGCCUCGAACCGGGACGCCAUCUUGAGCGAUACGGCCUUUUGUGAAGUGUUUUGUGACAUGCACAAAAACCUCCUGAAGGAAAAUGAUAUUAUAAAAUUUCCCAAACUAGCUGACACCUACCAAAGGAUAGCAGCAGAGGGGCCCGAUGUUUUCUACAAUGGGACUAUGGCUCGCAGUAUUGUGGCGGAAAUCCAGGCAGCAGGGGGAAUUAUAACGCUGGACGACCUGGCGGGCUACGAGCCCCAGCUAAACGAAAACCCACUCAAGCUCAAUGUGGGAGAGUACACUGUGCACGUUCCAGAUGCCCCCUCCAGCGGCCCUGUGCUUGCCCUCAUACUCAACAUUGUGGAUGGCUACAACUUCACGGGUAUGAGUGUCUCUACCUCUGAGAAGAAGACGCUCACAUAUCACCGCAUCGUGGAGGCCUUUCGCUUUGCCUACGCCAAGAGGAGCCGACUCGGUGACCCUCGCUUUCUUAACAUCACAGACCUCAUUUACAACAUGACCUCAGACUACUUCGCAGACAGAAUCAGGAGCAAAAUCACUGAUGACACCACUCACCCCGACAGCUACUACGAGCCGGAGUACUUUGUCCCUGACAACCACGGAACGGCCCACCUGUCCGUCAUAGCAGAAGAUGGCAGCGCCGUGGCGGCCACCAGCACUAUUAACCUGUAUUUUGGCUCUAAAGUUAUGUCUCGUUCGACUGGGAUCAUCUUCAACGAUGAGAUGGAUGACUUCAGUUCUCCCUAUAUAACCAAUGGAUUUGGGGUACCUCCAUCACCAAACAACUUCAUCCAGCCAGGUAAAAGGCCACUUUCAUCCAUGUGUCCAACCAUCAUUUUCGACAAACACAACAAAGUGAAGAUGGUGGUGGGAGCCUCUGGGGGCACCAUGAUCACGACCGCAACCGCUCUGGUGAUUCUCAAUUCGUUGUUCUUCAACUAUGACCUGAAAAAAGCAGUGACGGAACCCAGGGUCCACAACCAGCUCAACCCCAACAAGACUAUGGUGGAGGAGGACUUCGAGAAGAGUGUGCUGGAUGGCCUGGCUCAGAAAAACCAUGUGACAGAGCUGCACCAGACCCCAGGGUCGGUGGUCCAGGCCGUGGUUCGCCAGGGAGACCAUAUCUGUGCCGAAUCUGAUCCCAGGAAAGGUGGCUAUCCAGCAGGGUACUGAUCACUGAGAGAUUGGCAUCAUUCAUCCUCAGUCCCCCACAUCUGGGGCCACAGAGCAACGAGGAAGAGCCAUGAACAAGCACAGCCAGAGGAAGAACCAUUCCCCCUUUUUAUAAGCGAUGCCCCAAGUGCCUUAGAGGGAGAUCUGAUUGUGGCCUCCUCAAGGAGAGCCAGCCAUUCUCUUGCUCCAUGUUUAGCCUGUUUUACUUCACCUGGGGUUAAACAUAAUAACUCAGUUUCCAUUUCAAUACCUCUCAUUUUCAUAACUGAAAUUGUUAUUUCAAAGUGUUAUUUUUUUGUCAGCAUUAUUUAUUAUCAAUUUUGUGUUUUUGAAAAACGAAGUGAGAUUGCAAGGCCGGGAGUGGCAUUUUUGAAUCCUAGCCUUGUAUCAAGAGACAAAUCAUCAUCAUUAUAAGUCAUGAGAAACCAUAUUUGUAGGUGACGUUGUAGACAUGUUUGCCAACAACAGUUUCUUCCUGGAAAUAUCAAAAGAUCUUGGGAGGUGUGAUAGAUUUUGUGUGAUCAUUUCUACUUCAUUACAUACAAUCAACACCAGCCCAAUAUCUGCUUGGUGAUUACAGGGAAUAAAUUGUGUAUGUAUACAUUCACAAAAACAAAAUGAAAAGUGAGAUCAGUACUCAACAGACACUGUGAACAGAGAGAGUUUUUUAAUCAAACAGAGAUGGUUAUUCAGAGAUGAAAGGGGAAACAUUAACAGUCAGUCCACUAUUUUUUAUAUAUGGGUUGAUUGUCAACUGUCUUCUUUCUUUCUUUCGAAUAUGGCCAACAGAUUUGUUACAUUUUUCAUAUAAUAAAAUAAUAAAGGAAGAAAAAUAAAGGUAUAAAUGAAGCCUUGUCUCUAUCAUCUGUGAUCAUAUGCAAUAGCAUGGCUGAUUAGUGCAAGACUCAUUAUCUUCAUUCCGAGGUCUACUAUCUUCUUUUUUUAUGGAUUUCAUUUACAAUUUUGUUUUCAUCCGAGAAAACAAGAUGAUGCAUUUUCACCCCACAGCUAUGACCAGACUAUCUGCGGAAUUCUCUUUUCCCUCUUCUCAUUGAACAUUCAAUGAAAAUCUCAUUGAAAAUGAGAUUGGACUGGAAAUCUACAGAUUUUUUUGGUUGAGCUAUGGGUUUGAGGGAUAUGUGUGACUUUUACACCGACAGUCUCCCAGUGAGUUCCAUUGGGAAACUAUUUUAUCUAAUGAUAUUUUUCUAUUUCUUCAUGAUGCCAUGUGUAGACUGAGACAAACUUAAAAAAUAGUUUAUUAAUGUUUAAUAUCAAGUAAGACUGAAGAGGUAAAUGUAUAGUACAUUUUAAGACAUUUGCAUAUAUAUUUUUUAUACAUUGUUCUCAUGCCUAGCUUGUUAUUAAACAUUUUAUAAAACA
Anguilla anguilla (European eel) is the source of this 3284-nucleotide messenger RNA. RefSeq names its product gamma-glutamyltransferase 1a (gene ggt1a). Gene Ontology annotation, cellular component: plasma membrane. Gene Ontology annotation, biological process: regulation of inflammatory response; regulation of immune system process; glutathione catabolic process. The transcript has 13 exons. NCBI's taxonomy places the organism in Eukaryota, Metazoa, Chordata, Actinopteri, Anguilliformes, Anguillidae. The record is from RefSeq and is a predicted model, not a curated record. Gene Ontology annotation, molecular function: glutathione gamma-glutamate hydrolase. The coding region runs from base 147 to 1901 and encodes 584 amino acids.